GGAACUGAAACUUCAAGGGUUCCAUAAAGAACAAAGCUUUUUUCAAAAAAAAAAUUUCUUUUUCUUAUUGAAAUAAAGAGAAGCAAGGUUAGAAAAGAAAGCUAUGUUGGGUCGAAGUCAUAAGAAUUGGAAACUAGCCUCUAGGAUUCACGUAGCAGUUGGUGGCCUUGUGGGUAUAGUUGGUAUGAUAUUAUUGUCACUUAAAGAUGGCAAAAUGGUGAUACCAACUAGCUUGCCAUGGUCCUUUGGUAGAGAUAAUAGGUUGGAGAAAUCGCUCUUGGUUCCCGGGUUGCAAAACCUCGAGAACAAUUGUUUCCUUAACGUUGUUUUGCAGGCUCUAGCAAGCUGUUUUUGCUUUCAGAGUUUUCUUCAUAGCGUGAUUAGAGAAUGUGGGACUAACGACCUGGAUGAAAGCAUUCCUCUUGCUGUUUCUUUGGCUACUUUAUUAGAAGAGCUGAGUUCGGUUAGUACAGAAAAGGUCAUAUUGAGUCCACGAAAGAUGAUGCUUUCCAUGUCCAAUUAUAUUCCAAACUUUAAUCUGACAAGCCAGCAGGAUGCUGCGGAAGCGUUUCUUCAUCUGUUAUGCUCUUUGAGAGUAGAAUUUGGAGGUUGUUAUGCUCCAAAGAUGAGUUCUUUAGCAGACAUUUUUGCUUCUAAUAAUAGAAUUCUAACUCCAAUACAGAGUGACUGGCAGAGUGAGCAGGAAAGAUGGCAGCAACUCUUCCUUGGACCUUUGGAUGGGAUUCUUAGUAGCAGCUUAACCUGUCAAAGUUGUUCAUCCCAGAUCUCAAUUAAUUUCGAACAUUUUGAUUGUUUGCCUCUUUCACCUGUGCUUAGUGAUAUUUCUACCAUAAGAGUUGGUUGUACACUGGUGGAUUGCCUGAAGCAGUUCAUUGCUGCUGAACAUGUGGAGAACUAUUCCUGCAGCCACUGUUGGCAUAACGCUGCAAUCAAGUAUCUUUCCUUAAUGGAAGGAAAUGAGGUAGAACUUGAAAAGCUUAGGAGAUGUUCUGACCAAGAGUUCUGCGAUUGCCGAACAAUUUAUAAUCUUGAGAAGCUACCUUGGUCAAAUAGGUUUUCACGUACUCUGAAGCAGCUAAGCAUUUCUCGAUGUCCAAAGAUUUUAUGCAUCCAAUUGAAAAGAGUUUAUAUGAAUGGGUUUGGAGAACCAGUCAAACUGCAGGGCCAUAUUUCUUUUCCAUUGAUUUUGGAUGUAUUGCCAUUCAUGACAACUAGGCUGGGAGUAAAGAUACGGGAGGUAGAUGUACAAAGUCUUCCAUUAAAUCUGCAGUAUAGCAGAAGAAACUGUUUGGCAGACCAUUAUAAUAACAGAUUGCAAUCUGAGAUAAAAGCAUUGAAAUUCAGUGGCAUUUAUGGAGCAGAGAGAGAACAGAUCAAUUCAGAUGGUCUUAUUGAUGAUGGAUCCGUAUUUCCCUGCUCUCGCUCUUCAGAAAGCAUUCACUCAGAGACACAUAUGCAAUCCACUGACAAGGUGGAUGUUUCUUGUAAUUUAGUUUCUCAAGAAACAUGUUUGUAUGAACUUGUUUCUGUUGUGGAACACUUUGGAAGAGCUGGAAGUGGGCAUUACACAGUUUACAGAUGUGUGAGAGUGGAGCCCUCAGGGGAUUCCUCUGAUGAGUACGUCAAUCAAUCUCCAAUGCGCUGGUUUUGUGUUUCAGAUUCUCAAGUGCAUGCUGUUUCAGAGGAAGAUGUUCUUUCUACUGAGGCCAGCUUGCUUUUCUAUGUCAGAAUUCCAAAUAACUGAAAAAAGAAAAGAAAAGAAAUUCCUUUCUGUUGUUUUGGGAAGUUCUGGGUCCAGGAAGUGCAUUGGUUUAUAUGUUCUCAGUCACAGGAGUCUGUGUUGUGGCGUUCAACUUGACCAGGAGUGGUAUAAGGACGCUGGGAAGUUGUUCCAAAACGCUAGACAUGAUUCAAUUCCUUACAAAAGAUGGAAAGUUACGUUUGAGCUUUUGCAGAGGGUAAUUUAUAAAGAGGGAAUAAAUUACCACUUUUGGUUAUUCAGUUUGAAGUGAAUGAUUACUCAGAGUGGCUAUUCACUUGUUCCCUUGUUCUAGUUAGACCCAUCAAAGGCUAUAAGUGUUAAAAAAAGAAACUGAAUAUCCUAACAGCUACAGUUGCAUCGGAAAGCAAAAGCUUAUGUUAAUACGUGUUCAAACUGAGAGCAUGUGUUGGGAAUGUUGUUUUUAGUAUUGGAAUUAUUGCUGAGUAUUAGUUGUUCUUACUACUGU
Molecule: messenger RNA, 2249 nt
Organism: Gastrolobium bilobum
Lineage: Eukaryota; Viridiplantae; Streptophyta; Magnoliopsida; Fabales; Fabaceae
Product: ubiquitin carboxyl-terminal hydrolase 27
Exons: 10
Coding region: 104-1765 (553 amino acids)
Biological process (GO): protein deubiquitination
Cellular component (GO): cytosol; nucleus
Molecular function (GO): cysteine-type endopeptidase activity; cysteine-type deubiquitinase activity
Source: RefSeq, a predicted model, not a curated record